AUGGUAUCCGAACACGAACUCAACCCUCAAGAGGAAACAGAUUUCCGAGAUGUUCUUGAUGAGCCAGAGGACAUUCGCGAUCUUCGGAGUGAUGUCAACGUCAAUAUUGAUCUACUCGCCACACUAACCGGGCGACUUACUCGAGACAACACCUUCAAAUUAGUGCGGUAUCAAGAAGACAAGGAGCAACAAGCCAUCCUUGACUGGCUAACACCGACUGACUACACUCCUCAGCAGAACGACUUCCUCAAGCAGUGGCAAGCUGGAUCUGGGAAAUGGCUUCUAGACUCGGCGAAAUUCAAAAGCUGGUUAGGGAUCAAGAAACAGACACUUUUCUGCCCAGGUAUACCAGGAGCUGGGAAGACAAUACUCACAUCAAUUGUAGUAGACGAGCUUUCUUCACACUUCAAAGACGAAAGCAACAAUGGUAUUGCAUACAUCUACUGCAACUUCAAGCGGCAAGACGAGCAAACGUUGGAAGACCUACUCGCAAGCGUACUGAAGCAGCUAGCUCAAGCAAGAUCUUCUCUUCCACAAACUGUCAGGUCUCUCUAUGACAAACACAGAUCUAUGAAGGCCCGGCCUUCGAUAGAUGACAUAUCAGUGGCCCUUCAUUCCGUGGUUGCUGAGUUUUCGCGAGUUUUCAUCCUUGUCGAUGCGCUGGACGAAUGUCGAGUCAAUGACAGUUGCCGAGCGAAGCUACUUUCACAACUCUCACAACUCCAGACGAGCUGUGGAGCGAAUCUUUUCGCAACUUCAAGAUUCAUUCCGGACAUCACAAAGACAUUUGAACGAGACACAUGGUUGGAAAUCCGCGCCAGCAAGCACGACAUCCAGAGAUAUGUAGAAGGUCAUAUCGAUGAACUGCCGGGUUUUGUCCGACGUGAUCUGGAUCUACAGCAGGAAAUUAAUUUUACUAACUGUAAUAGGUUUCUACUUGCAAAACUUCAUCUCAAUUCCUUAAAAGGAAAAAGAUCCCGAACAGCUAUUCGAGAUGCUCUGAGGACUUUGCCCACCGGAACAGAAUCAUAUAGUUGUGCGUAUUCUGAUGCUAUGGCGAGAAUCGAGGGGCAGCUACCGGACGAAGCAAUGCUUGCGAAGGAAGCUCUGUCAUGGAUCACUUGCGCAAAGAGGCCACUGACCACCAUAGAGCUUCAGCAUGCUCUUGCUGUCGAAGACGGGCAAGAGGAAUUCGACGAAGACAACAAAUCAGACAUCGAGGAUAUUGUUUCGGUAUGUGCUGGACUAGUCACUGUUGAUGAGGAGAGUGGCAUUAUUCGCUUAGUGCAUUACACUACACAAGAAUACUUUGAACGGACACAAAAGGACUGGUUUCCAACCGCAGAAUUCGACAUCACGAUGAUCUGUGUAACCUAUCUCUCAUUCGCGGUCUUUGGAAGCGGAUCUUGCCACACAGACUCUAGCUUUGAGGAGCGGCUGCAACUGAACCCAUUAUACGACUAUGCUGCGCACUACUGGGGUUACCAUGCUCGUCAGGCCCGGAGUGCACAUCCGAAAGUCAUCGAAUUCUUCCAUCACGAAACUAAUAUGGAAGCUGCAUCCCAAGCAAUGCAAGUCCGUAAGAAGUUCUCAUGGGAUGAUCGCUAUAGUCAAUCUUUUACGAGGCGAAUGACAGGACUGCACAUAUGUGCAUAUUUUGGAAUUACAGACGUAGCUGCGGCAAUUAUUGAUUUUGCAGACCUCGAAUCGAGGGAUGAAUACGGCUGGACACCGCUAUUUUGGGCCGCCGAAAACGGGCACGAAGGCGUUGAGGCCGACUUAGAAGAUAGAUAUGGCAAUACGCCGCUAUGGUGGGCUGCCAGAAACGGGCACGAAGGUUCAGUUAAGCUAUUGCUAGAUACAGGCAAGGUUAAGAUCGAUUGGAAGGAUACAUACGUUCAGAGGAUGCUAUGGCGGACCGCCAGAAGCGGGCAAGAAGGCGUAGCUAAGCUACUGCUAGACGUUAGUAAGGCUGAGGUCAACUGGGAGAAUGACCGUCAGAUGCUGCUAUCGCUGGCCAUCAAAAGGGGGCGCGAAGGCGCAGUUAAGCUACUGCAGUCCGCUUGUGCUUCGUAG
This is a messenger RNA of Bipolaris zeicola 26-R-13, 2076 nucleotides long. RefSeq lists its product as uncharacterized. The transcript has 4 exons. Gene Ontology annotation, molecular function: protein binding. Lineage: Eukaryota; Fungi; Ascomycota; Dothideomycetes; Pleosporales; Pleosporaceae. The record is from RefSeq and is a predicted model, not a curated record. The coding region runs from base 1 to 2076 and encodes 691 amino acids.